Molecule: messenger RNA, 1812 nt
Organism: Anguilla anguilla (European eel)
Lineage: Eukaryota; Metazoa; Chordata; Actinopteri; Anguilliformes; Anguillidae
Exons: 4
Coding region: 82-1416 (444 amino acids)
Source: RefSeq, a predicted model, not a curated record
GUAAAGUGAAAGUGUCAAACAGCGUUAGCCCUUGUGCCACCUUCUCAACCAUUAACACGACUUUCACCAAACUUUAGAGCAAUGCCUCCAACCACACCAAAGUCCCGGACGAGAAGGGGGCGCGCUUCCGCAUCUCCAGCGCCUGUCCCGGCGCCAAGUCCUGCCACAGGGGAUGUUGUCCCGGGGCGUCUCACCAAAUCCCAGUGGCUCACAAUGGUGACGGGGGAGGAGGGAGAGGAAGCCGUAGCGGAGACUUUGGAUGAACUGAUGAGCUGCGUGAUGGAGAAGUGCUACAGUGUAUAUUUGUACAGACAGCUCAUUCCAUUCACGGUGUCCAGAGCACGAGACACCCUGGUGCGGGUGCUGGAGUGGCAGUUCCUGAUGCAAGACCGAGGCGAGGGACAGGAUGGCGCCCCCUUGUGGGCGGAGGACGCAGAGCCCCAGGCGGGUGUGACCGAUUCCUGGGCGGAGGGCUCGGUUCCGGUAUACUCCAGCUCACCUGCACCACCAACCUCCACCGCACAGGAAGGUCCACAUGUACCAAAGCCACUGCAGAGGAUAACAGCGCCCCCUGUUGGUAAGGCAGGAACUCCACAAACUGAAGACAACAUCCAGACAUUGAGCAUGGCCACCGCUGUGCACAGUGAUCCUGAUAAAGAACAGAGGGGGAGGGCAGAAGAACCAGGUGCCGGGGACAGCAGACCCACAGAUCCGUCACCACCCGCCCCCCCGAGGAGGAGGCAAGGGAGGGGGAAGCGGCAGCCCCCACUUGAAGCCACGCUGCCCCCACCCGAAGCAGCGCUGCCCCCACCCGAAGCUGGGCUGCCCACCCUCAGGACACCCCGCUCUCCCCUCCUGGGGGGGUCCCUCGGCUGCACCCCUCGCCCGGACGAGCGGGACCCGACCGCCGGCGUCUGGAAAGGCGCGCCCCUGCCCCGACCCCCGGGCGCCCCGGCAACACAGAGGCUGAACCCCGCCCGCCUUCCGCGCCGAUACCUCUGCCCCGGGUUCGAGGUGCUGAAGCCCAGCCCCGUGCCAUUGCCCUCCAGGAAGAAAGGGGGCCACGAUGCCCAGGCUCCGAUGCCCUACGAGGGGCUUUCCAAGUGGGGUGCCCCAGGCGGAGCGGUUUGCGUGUUCUCCACCAGAAACAUCCAAGAUGGCGGGCUGCCCCAAGGCUUCACCCCCCUCUCCGCCAGCCUGCUGCUGGACGCCAUGAAGCUGUCCCCAGGGGUCUCCAUCCGGGGCCCCGCCAAACCCCCGCGGGAACGCCCCUCCCAGCCCGAACGGAGAGCGGAUCUGGUGCCCGUCAGAGGUACCCUCCCCGUCCCCCCGCUGAGGCGGGACCUGCCCAUUUUGGGACCGCCCCUACAGGCCGUCCCCUUCCUCUCGGCUGGAGGAGUGGCGGGGCCCGUGUGAGGAUCACGACUGAUGAUUCGCCGUGCCUCGCUUAAAACGAGACUCGUGCGUUGCUGUGGAAACGGCAAUAGGAAAAACCAGCAUUUCACCACUACGGAUUUCCUUACUGCUAAAUGAUGAUUCCAUUGAGUUGUUUUAGCUCAGCUUGGUGAUAUGUCAACAAUUAUUUUCCCCACAUGAAAUGAAAUGUACUAAUGUAACCCACCGGCUUUAUUUUUCUGUCAGUACUUCAAUGGGAGAAGCUAACAUGCUAACCGAACGUUGUUGAAUGGUAGAGCAACUGAUCUGUACAAAUUAAAUAUUCCAGCAACUGCAACGAGUGACUACUCCAGCUCGGGUGGUCCAAUCAUGGAUUGCUUGUACCAUUUCAGAAAUAUCAUUUACAAUAUCAAGUAA